This is a messenger RNA of Sceloporus undulatus (fence lizard), 3012 nucleotides long. RefSeq names its product adhesion G protein-coupled receptor F3 (gene ADGRF3). NCBI's taxonomy places the organism in Eukaryota, Metazoa, Chordata, Lepidosauria, Squamata, Phrynosomatidae. Gene Ontology annotation, molecular function: G protein-coupled receptor activity. Gene Ontology annotation, biological process: G protein-coupled receptor signaling pathway; cell surface receptor signaling pathway. The record is from RefSeq and is a predicted model, not a curated record. The transcript is spliced from 13 exons. Gene Ontology annotation, cellular component: membrane. Bases 1 to 3012 code for a protein of 1003 amino acids.
AUGAUGGGGGUCCGAGAGCCCCCGCUGGGCCGCCUGGCGUUGGUGGUGCAGGUCCUGGCCAUUGGGUCUGCAAGUGGCCUGACUCUGGCCUCUGGGGCCACAGUUCUGGAAGGAGCCACGUCCGGCACGGGUCUCGGCGGUUCUCCUUCGGAGGGGAUGGACUCCUGUGGACCCCCAAAUCGAUCCCGAAGGGCAGCAGCAGGUCCCCCCCUCCGUGCCACCGUCUACCUCAAGAUGGCCCCCGUGGCCCCGGCCACCUUAGACGCCACCCGGACCCAGCAGUUCCUUCUCGCCGUGAGUCUCCCGCGGGACGUGAAUGGCGCAAGCGCCACCGCCAUCAGUGCCCUGGCCGUCACGACUCGUUGUGACCCCUUGCAAAGGAGCAGCCGGAGCUGCCGCUGUCUUCCCGGGUAUCAAUGGGGCAGCAGUCAUUGCAAACAGCUGCCGGCCUGUGGGGGUCUCAUUGGGGCCGUGGUCUCCCUGGUCACCACCUGCGACUGCCUCAGUUUCCCUGCCGGAAAGACGGGCUACUGCUUGCCACCGCUGCAGGCCUCUCCAGCUUCCAAAACGUCAACGCUGCCCCCCAGGCUUGCCCCCCAGGAGGGGUCCCUGAGCCUCUCCUUCCAGGUGGGUGAAGGUGCCACGGAUGUGGAGCUCUACCUGCUGCGCCCUGAGUGGAACGGAGGUGCCAAGGAGGUCCGCAAUGGGAUGGCAGUGGCGCUGGCGCUGAACGGCUCGGAGGUGGCGCUGAGGGUCUCCUCUCUCUCGCCAGACUGGGCAGGGACGUACAUCUGCCGCUACCGUCAUGGAGAGGCCCUUUGGGAGCUGCGCCAGGAGGUCUCUGUCCCCUUGGUCACCGCGGACUUCCUCCCAGGACUCUCCCAGGUCUCCAUGGACUGCAACUCCCAUCGUCCAUUGACCCUGCAGUGCUGCGUCCAGGACAGAGGUGGAGGAGGAGGAGGCCUCCUCAGGGCAGCCUGGGACCCUGGAGCCCCGGCCUUCGUUGUCCCAGUGGGUGGCAAAGGGGCCUCUCUCUGCCACCGUCUCUCCCUGACCUCCUGUCCCACCAAAGAGACCCCCUACCGGUGCACUUUCGAGGGCGAGGGGCUGGGAUCCAUCCAGACCACCAUCCGGGUGACCCCCAUCCAAGGCAGAGAUCUCUUCUGCCCCACUGAGGAGGAGGCCGGUGGCAGCUGGGGGCCCACGAAGGCAGGCCGCGUGGCGGAGCUCCUGUGUCUGGAGGGCAGGGAGGGGAAGCGUCUGCGGAGCUGCUCCUCCGGAGGCACCUGGGGACCCAUCCAGGACAACUGCACUAGCCGGCAGCUGCGUUCGGAGCUGCACCAGGCCCAGCUGCUCCAAGCGGGGCUGGGCGAUCCCCAGACGGCAAUCCCCAUGAUGCUGGCCACGCUGGACGGGACACUUGCGACGGCUGAAGAAACCUCCCCGUGGGACCUCCUGACAGCGAUCGCCAUCAUGGAAGUCCUCUCCCAGGUGGCCCUGGAGUCCCAGCUGCGCCUGGAGAGCAGCGCCGUGGCUAACUUUCUGAGCGCUGCCAAUGGGAUGCUCAGCUUAGACACUGAGUCGGACUGGUCAAGAGUGGAGACCUUGAACCCGCGGGCGGCUUCGGGGUUCCUGCAGGCCAUAGAGAAUCUCACCAGCCUCUUGGUGCUGUCUCUCGGGGGGUUCAAAUUGUCCCUCCCCAACCUUGAGCUCCAGAGCUCCCAGCUGGGUCCCGACUCCGUGGACGAUGAUUAUCUCAAGACCUUUGACACGGAGCCCGAGGUCUCCCUCCACAUCACUGAGGAGGAGCUGCAGGCACUAGUGCGCCGGGAGGGGAGCAUCACCAUCACCAGCCUGGUGCUGAAGAAGAUGGGAGGGAUCCUGCCCUGGAGCCACAGCGGUGCCACCUUCAGCCUGGGCAGCCUGGUGAUGUCCAAUGCCAUCAUGUCCCGCAAAGGGAGCAUCACGGAGGUAGUGGUAGACAUGAUGUUUGGCCGCCAGAACGCAACCAACAAAACUGAGGGUUACGUGGAAGGUGGGGAGGAGCAGGUGGCCCAGUGCGUCUUUUGGAACCACAGUCUUCUGGAGGGAAUGGGAGGUUGGUCCACAGAAGGGUGCUGGGCCUCAGGCACCAAAAUGGGCACCAACUGCACUUGCCACCACCUCACGUCCUUCUCCGUCCUCAUGUCUGCCGGCCCCGUACCCACCAGCCUGGCCUUGACCGUCCUGAGCAACUUGGGCAUCUCUGCUUCCAUCUUGGCCCUGGUGGCCACUCUCCUCAUCUACUACCUCGUCUGGUCCUUGGUAGUGAAGAACAAGGUCUCCUACUUCCGCUACAUCACUUUGGUCAACAUUGCCCUCUCCCUCUUGCUGGCAAGCUUUUGGUUCCUGGCCACCUUCCAACUGACCGCCAGCCAUGAGAACAAGCUCUGCGUGGCGGCUGCCUUCUUCACCCACUUCUUCUACCUGGCCACCUUCUUCUGGAUGCUGGUCCAAGCCCUGAUGCUCUUCCACCAGCUGAUCUUCGUCUUCCACCAGCUGACCAUGAGCUCCGUCACACCAGCCAUGGUGGCGGUGGGAUACCUGUGCCCCCUGGGGAUCGCUGCAGCCACCGUGGGUGCCACCUUCCCCAAGCGGAGCUACAUCCAGGAGACACUCUGCUGGCUCAGCUCGCAGAGUAAGGCCAUCUACGCCUUCUCCAUCCCUGUCCUGGUCAUUGUGCUGGUCAACCUCCUGAUCCUCUUUGUGGUGCUAAUGAAGCUGAUGCGGCCCUCGGUUUCGGAGGGGUCUCCCGGGGAGGAGAGGCAGGCGCUCCUGGGCAUCUUCAAAGCUCUGCUGGUCCUGACACCAGUCUUCGGCCUCACCUGGGGGCUGGGGGUCAUCACCAUGACAAGCCAGGCCUCCCAGUUUGCCCACUAUGCCUUCACCAUUCUCAACUCCUUCCAGGGAGUCUUCAUUCUGAUCUUUGGCUGCCUGAUGGACCGGAAGGGUGAAGAAGUAGUCAGGGGAUGA